Didymodactylos carnosus is the source of this 823-nucleotide messenger RNA. The record is from the annotation of a GenBank genome assembly. NCBI's taxonomy places the organism in Eukaryota, Metazoa, Rotifera, Eurotatoria, Philodinida, Philodinidae.
AUGUUUUUAUUGUUCGCAUUUCUGUGGCUAACUAGCACAGUAUUGUGCUUGAUUGAUAAUAAAUCCUACAGACCAUCAGCGGCCGAAUUAAGUAAUCCAUCAAUUUAUCCAAAACGUUCAUUUUAUGGCAUUAAAUCAGUCCAACCCGAUAAUUGGAAAAUCGAUGAUUUAACUGGUAAUGGUGUUGGUGGAGUAGCGCUGAAUUUUCCAUGGUCUGAUUUUCAGCCCACUGGAAAACGUAAACCAUGUUCAAGUGAUGAAAUUGAAUAUGAUGAAUAUUGUUUCAAGCCUGCUCACGAAGCCUUAACAAAAUUGUAUACAGAUCGUCAGCUAAUGAUUACAGCUGUGCUGAUUAUUCCUCCUCUAUGGGCUCGUAAACAGAACACUGAUUGUAAACAGGCAAAUCAAAAUUUUUGUGCACCAGACAACGCGGAUGAUUUCGGCAGAUUUGCUGGCUUUCUAGCAUCGAGAUACAAUGGGAAAAACAAUGUUGGGCGAAUAUGUGAAUUUGUAAUAAUGAAUGAAGUUAAUGCAGCCGAAUGGUACAAUACUGGAUGUGGUAAUGGUAAAGCCUGCAACAUUGACAAUUGGGUUAAAAAUUAUGGAAACGUUUAUAUAGCUGCUUAUGAUCAAAUUAAAAAACAUCAGCCACAAGCACCAGUACUCAUUUCGCUUGAGCAUCAUUUUGACAGUGUUUUCGAUCAACAUAUAAAUGCACGAAGUCCCAUUAUGUCCGGACGUACUUUCUUAACAAAAUUAGCUCCACAACUUGGUGCAAGAAACUGGUCGGUAGCUUUUCAUUCUUAUCCACCAAGUUUACUAC